Canariomyces notabilis is the source of this 700-nucleotide messenger RNA. RefSeq lists its product as uncharacterized. The coding region runs from base 138 to 644 and encodes 168 amino acids. Gene Ontology annotation, molecular function: peptidyl-tRNA hydrolase activity; translation release factor activity, codon nonspecific. NCBI's taxonomy places the organism in Eukaryota, Fungi, Ascomycota, Sordariomycetes, Sordariales, Chaetomiaceae. Gene Ontology annotation, biological process: mitochondrial translational termination. The transcript is spliced from 4 exons. The record is from RefSeq and is a predicted model, not a curated record. Gene Ontology annotation, cellular component: mitochondrial large ribosomal subunit.
UCUCUGCUUUCUUGAGCAACCCCACCACUGGAACUGGCAGCUGCAGUGGGCAAACGCCCGGGUCACCGUGGUAAAUACAGUGGCCGUACUACCUAGUAACGCUCAGGGCGACAAGAGAUCAAAACUCACAACAUGUUAUGAUGUUGGCUCGCCACGCCAUCCGACCGCACCUUGGCUCACUGAGCGGAUGGCAAGGGAGCCAAUUAUCCCUAGCACUGUCUCAACGGUCCGUAAAGCAUCAGGCGUUUGACGCGUCGUUCGAUCCGGAAGAGCUGGCUGAGGCCAGGAAAUGGCACAAGUCAUUCCAGGUCAGCAGCUUGCCCCCGGGGAGUACAUCCUUCUCCCGAUCUAGCGGUCCUGGAGGGCAGCAUGUGAAUAAGACGGAAACCAAGGCGACCACCACCUGGCCGAUUCCACAGCUGUUGCCUGUUUUGCCCAAGCUGUUGCAUGCUGCCAUUAGAGAGUCAAAGUAUUACUCUAAGCGUAACGAUUGCAUCAAUAUUCAGGCGCAAACUCAGCGCAGUCGCACAGCGAAUGCGGAUGAGAACCGACAAAAACUGUUCGAAGAGCUCCAGAGCCUAUAUAGCAGAACAGUGCCCAAUGAAACCAGCCCUGACAAGGCAAAGAAGUACGAGUCACUGUAAGUUGUGCUACUAUCUGUUGCUCGCUCACUCUGCAUCUAAUGCUCAGGUAACAGGAA